UGGGAAAUGUCACGAAGCUCAUACUGCGGAGUACAAACUAUGCAAAUCACAGCUACCCAUGGUGAUAACUGCCAAACUAUUCGCUACUGUAGUGUAGUUUGUUGAAAUUCAUUGGUAACCAUUUGUUACUACGGUAGCUCGCUACUGUAGGACACAAUGGUGGUUAGUUAUUCUUUUACAACACAAGAGCAAAGUACUUCAGUUCUCUUAAAUUUUUUGAGUGGCAAGGAAGACAGUGCAUACCCCGGAUCUAAUGGAAGAAAUUGAAGAUUCCCCAACUUGCAGUAUGAAGAUACAAGCUACGAAAAGAAAGGGACCUUCUUUUGUAUCGAUGGUGAAAAACUUCAUAUUGGAAGCAGACGGAAAAUUCAAAUGCAAAAUUGAAGAAUUUGGAAGAUGUGCGUAUUCCCAGGAGAACUACGACGCUGGAAAUUUCGUUCGGCAUUUUCGGAACAUGCACCACGACGUCGCUCAAAGAUUGGGAUUUUCCGGAGGAACUCCAGCCAAGAAAAAAAGAACGUCUGAGAAGCUAACCAUUUUCUUCGAUCGGCAAAAAUUUUACGAAGCGUGCGUGAAGCUAGUUACAAAACACAAUUUGCCUUUAUGUUGUUUUGAAUGGGAAGCUCUCCGACUUAUUCUGGAUCCACUGGCUGAAGCUCUUAAUACAACGAUAAAUCGAAAGAAUAUGAAAAAUCAUCUCCAACGGAUUUCUGGCUCAAUUAUUGAAGGAAUCAAGCAAGAAAUAUCCGAAAGACUGAUAUCGAUCAAGAUCGACUCGGCUUCAAGAUUUGGAAGACAUAUCCUGUGCAUCAAUGCCCAAUAUGAACUCAAUCACGAAGUGAUGACGCGCACACUAUGUAUGAUUGAAGUAAAAGAAAGUCAGACAGCUAAGUUCUUGAAAAUCCAAAUUCUGGAAGUUCUGAAGCGAUUCAACAUAUCGCUUGAUCAGAUAUUCUCGAUCACUUCGGAUAACGGGGCCAAUAUGAUAGCAGCAGCAAAGAAGUUGCAGCAACAAUUUUCAACCGCAGUUGCUUCGGACGACUGGGCAAAUGAAGAAGACGUGAUUGAUAACACGGAAGAAAUAAUGGACUCCUUGAGUGUGGAGUUAAGUGAUCAUUUCAACAUUGUUCGUUGUGCAUCUCACACUCUUCAGCUUGCACUGAAUGACGUUGUGUCAAAUUCAGAUGCAAAUAUCAAAAUUGUGACGGAGUUCUCAAAAAGCGUCAAAAAGAUCAAAUUCAAGGCGUUUUUUGAAUACCACAAGCUCUCGUACCCACCUCUGUGGGCGCCUACAAGAUGGUGCGGAAAAUACAAGAUGAUUCGAUCUAUCAUUAAUCAAGAAUCGUUAUUCACCAUGCUUGGAGAACAGUAUCCGGAGAUAGGUAUGUUAAUUUUUAUUGUAAAGAUUGUAUUAUUACUAAUUUAACCUUAUAAAAUCUAGAACUCGAUGAAGAAACUUGGCAGUUUAUGAAAGAAUAUGAAGAAGCGUUCCGUCCAAUGUAUAUCACGACGAAACUACUACAAGCUGAACAUCAAGCUUUUUCGGAUUUCUAUAUGAAUUGGAUUUUGGCGAUUAGAAAUCUGCAAAGUUUGAAAAACAACCGAUUUGCUGCCCCGCUGAUUCAAUCCCUCAGAAGUCGCUUGAAAAUGCUCACGCAGAACAUGGCUUUCAAAGCAGCUCUGUUUUUAGAUCCCCGCUUCAAUUAUUUGAACUCUACGGUGUUAUCCCCAGCAGAAAAGGAAGAAGUUCAGGUUUGUCUUGGUUUAUUUUUGAUUUUCGUUCAUUACUAUAAUAAUUAUAUUAUUUCAAUUAGAUUUUAGAAAUAUCUCAUCAAAACCUGGAGAAGGAUUCAACUGACAAAACGUGUAAAUCCUAUGCCUAACGGUGCUGGUGAAUCAAUUUCAACCAACAAUGAGGAGAGCUUGGGAGAUGAAAUUGCAGACUUCCUUACUGAAAUGUUCGGUGGCACCUUACAAACUCAAGGCGCAACGGCUGAUCCUGAAGCGCAAUUGACCGAACAACUCAAACUACUUGAAAUUGGAGAACGGAUGCCACAUGACCAUAAUGUUUGGGAUCACUGGAUUGCGCGCAAAGCAACACAUCCACAAUUAUCUGCGGUUGUAUUGGUUGUUUUGGCUACUGCAUCAUCUCAAGUGUCCGUCGAAAGAGCGUUCAGUGGAUUGGCUUCAAUUUUGUCAGACCUGAGGACUGGUUUGUCGGAGGAUACGCUGGAACACAUUUUGCUGAUUAAAUUGAACGAAAGCUUGCUCGACAGGAUCCUUCCGUCACUUACGCAGCAUGAACUACAGCCAAACACCUGAAGAUCGCCAUCUGGUGUAAUUUAAUGAAUUUAUUACUUUUAUUCGUUUGUCAUUUGUUAAUGUUUUUCUUUACUUAUAUAAAUAUAAAAAUGUAUGGAUAUACCUAAAACAAAACAUUUUUUUCUAAUAACGAAAAUUACUCAAAAAGAAAUAGAAAUUGAAAGAAAACAGAAUUGAAGUCCUAAUGCUAAUGCAGUACGCUAGUAUGACAAACAAAUUUCAAUGAAAUUCAUUUGGGACUCCCGCGGUGUAGCUGCUACUGUAGUUAUUUUUUCGAUCGCCUACUGUAUUGAUUCAAACACAUUUCUGCCGGAUAUGCAUAGACACCGAUUCAAUCACCAAAUUCAAGCAAACUACUGUUACCAUUCCCAGC
Aedes albopictus (Asian tiger mosquito) is the source of this 2695-nucleotide messenger RNA. RefSeq lists its product as uncharacterized. Gene Ontology annotation, cellular component: nucleus. The transcript has 2 exons. Gene Ontology annotation, biological process: regulation of transcription by RNA polymerase II. Lineage: Eukaryota; Metazoa; Arthropoda; Insecta; Diptera; Culicidae. Bases 254 to 1426 code for a protein of 390 amino acids. The record is from RefSeq and is a predicted model, not a curated record.